Pectinophora gossypiella (pink bollworm) is the source of this 551-nucleotide messenger RNA. RefSeq names its product cytochrome c oxidase assembly protein COX16 homolog, mitochondrial (gene l(3)neo43). Lineage: Eukaryota; Metazoa; Arthropoda; Insecta; Lepidoptera; Gelechiidae. The coding region runs from base 79 to 420 and encodes 113 amino acids. Gene Ontology annotation, biological process: mitochondrial respiratory chain complex IV assembly. The transcript has 2 exons. Gene Ontology annotation, cellular component: mitochondrial inner membrane. The record is from RefSeq and is a predicted model, not a curated record.
CAAAACAAAAAAAAAAUAACGAAAAUUCGAGGUUAUGUUAUUAUUAUUGUAGCUGGAACAACGGAAAAUAUUGUAAAAAUGUUUGCUAAGGACAACAAAUUUUUCGCAUAUAUCAAUUCUUUACAAACUUCUUUUAAUAUAGUAAGGAAAAGAAGAUCUUUUAAGUAUGGUGUACCAUUUAUACUAUUUGUAGUCGGUGGAUCGUUUGGUUUACGAGAAUGGACACAAAUAAGAUACCAAUUUUCACAAGUAAAAGGUGUCAGUAGGGAGCAAGCAGAGAAAAUGGGCUUAAAUAAGGCCAAAGAAGUCACUUUAGAGGAUACCUAUGAAGAGAUACAAAAGCUAGAUAUUGAUAAUUGGGAGAACAAACGUGGCCCUAGACCAUGGGAGCUGCAGGAACAAAAAUCGCAGAAGAAAUAAAGGAAUAGGUAUACAGUGACUCACAAGCAAAUAAAAAUUACCAGUGAUUUAAUUAUCAUGUAGAAUGUUAUACUAAGUUCAUGUAAUUACCACUAAUUAUUUAAUUAUGUAUUAAAAUGAGUUAAAAUUAA